UUGUGAAACAAGCAUUCGGCCAUCUGAAUCGGCCAUAUCAGCCACCAAACACUCGCAUACCCGCCGAAUAAAACAAUACACAAAUACAUAUACAAUACAACAAUACGAACGUUACUACUGUUCUUCCAGCUAGUACUUGUCAUGGAUCAUAAUGGAGAUAGAGAUGGCUUUAUCAUAGAUGAUAGAUUCGGAUACUUGUAUCGUACCCCGGUUGGCGGAGGGGGGGGCUCGACUGAAUUUCUGGUUCGGUGUUAGCGCCUGUUCGGCUGAGUGGUUCCAUGAUUUUACAGUGGAGGGAGGUGUUCUCGAGUGGACGGGGCGAGCUUGUGUGCAGACAGAGUGUGGUGGCUUUCUUGGGUUCGGCGGGCUUGGUAUGUAGACUACCGCAGUGCUUUUAUGGAGGGGUGAGGUUGAGGUGAUUGGGCUUUUCGAAGCUAUGAUGCUGGUAUCAUGCUGUGCUUACGGUAUCAUAAGCUUAUGCCGGCUGCCUGCGCUACGACUUUUACAGGAUCACACCAAAGAUCACUCGCUCUACUCGAGUACUCGAGUAGUUACAUUAAAGCACAAGCAGCUCUGUUGAGGCAUUAGUCUAAUAUAUUUGUAGAUCAUGCCGUUGUAAUCCCAGCUUAGUCAGCUAUUAUCCAUCAUCCCACCAGUAUUCCAUCAAUCCACAUCAUGGACCAACGAGGCACAAGGCACGGGAACAAGCACAUACGGCACCUACCAGAUUACCCCCAUCACACGCGUUCCCAAACACAACCAAAUCGAACCAAACAACCAAACAAACAAGCAAAUGUCGUCAGAUUAGAUCAAGUAAUUUUUCCAUCAUCAUCGAAACAUUCUCUCCCAACCCACCUCUCACGCCUCCGAACCCUCCCGCCGUCUCCCUCGUGUCCCCCAUUGCCCCAUCCACAUCCACCUCGCCCACCAUUGGCUUCGUCCUUCCCAUCCCCGCACACGCCGCACCCUCCUGUUAAUGAAAACAAACCAAUCAACUAGAACCCGAACAAACCCCGCCCACUCCUAACACAGUGGUCCGUACCACAGCCCUGCUUCCCCGGAGAAGAAGAGACCACGAAAAUGAAUCAGGUUUCUUGCUUUUUCCAGGACAGGGCCGCUGAGCGGAGCUUAUGUUGCGGCGAGAGGGGCAUGGCUCCAUUCGGGGGGUUUUCUUGGUGCGAGGGUGGGUUUGUGCAGGAUGAGGCUGGAUGGAGCGCAGAGGGAAUACGGUAGGGCGGAUGGGAUGGGUAGGUUGGACAGGUUAGGAGAGGCCGAAGAGGGUUGGAGGAAGUGGGAGAAAAGGGUUAGAGGGGGAGAUUUGCUUUCGUUUCGAAACUUUUGUUAUCCUGAAGGGGGGUCAUUUCUUUCCUUUAAUACACCAGAAAAGGAUCCCAUCACCCUACCUUAUCCCCUACCCCCCCCGCAAAAUAGCGAAAUUUCUAUCACCCGCCAAUCGACUUUCUCCAUAAUCCCAUCCUAUUCAAGCCUACACGUCGAUCCACCCGGCCAAGCAACCCACCAUCCCACUCGACCCCUACCUGCUACCUACCCGCUUACCAUUGAAAAUCCGACCGCACACAAUCCCGUUCACAUUACUGGUGCUUUACACACACACUGCCGGUGUCGUAAAACGGUUGCUCAACCGCCAAUGUCCCACCCAACUGACGAAGAAAUGUCCGGCUACUACAACAACACUCAUCCCAUCACCGGAGUCGCAGGUUCCUUGCCUCCGCCUUUCCAGCCGCACCAACAGCUUCCCUCCGCAGUUUCCAUCCCUUUGGUUCCGCCUACCACCCCCGUUACCGAAAAGGUUGGUCGCGGGCGCGGACGCCGUGGCCGUGGCGCCGCUGCGGCCAAUAACCCGAACACUCCUACAACCCCGUUCAACACUACCUUUCCAGCUAAUGGCGAGUCGAGCUCUACCGGUGCUACCGGCUCGGCGGCGACCGGUAGAACUGGUGUGGUUAUUAAGACCAAGUUCCCCGUUGCGAGAAUUAAGCGUAUUAUGCAGGCAGAUGAGGAUGUCGGUAAGGUCGCACAGGUCACCCCGGUCGUCGUCUCCAAAGCUCUAGAACUCUUCAUGGUGUCCCUCUGCGACAAAGCCGCCCUCCAAGCACGUAUGCGCAACAGUAAGCGCAUUACUGCCGGUCACCUCAAAGAAGCUGUCCUCCAUGAGGACCAAUUCGACUUCCUCGCCGAAAUCAUUGCCAAAGUCCCGGACAUCCCCCUCCCCGCGGAGAACCAAGGUGGCGCGGGCUCCGGCUCUGGUGGCGACGCCGAGGAGGGCGCAGGCGGGGGUGGAGAUGCCACGCCCAGCGUUAAGAAGACUCGUAAGCCAAGACAGAGGAAGGUCAAAGAUGAGGAUGCCUUCCACUAAGGUGGAAAUGAAAGUGGCAUCGGCAAAGUCAGGGUGUAUUAUUAUUAUCAUUAUUAUUUAUCAUUCGGAAUUUCUUUCUCUCUUUCUCUCUUCCUUUUCAUUCACCCUUUCACUUUCUGCUGCGUUGAGUUGCGUUUUAACUCAAAGGCCUGCGCAACGGUGUACCUUUUCUCCUUCUCAUGACUGGAUAUGAUUACCAUAGGCUAGUCUAGGUUUUUUCUUCCUUUUUUCUCGUCUACUGUGAGCUGAUAAUUCUGUGGAUUGGGUGGUAUCCUUUGUUUACUGGACUAGGAAAACAUGAGGGAAGUGGGAAGGGAGAUGUAUAUAGUGUACAAUAGUAUGAUAUGGCGUUCUUCACUUCAA
This is a messenger RNA of Tuber melanosporum (Perigord truffle), 2740 nucleotides long. RefSeq lists its product as uncharacterized. Gene Ontology annotation, cellular component: negative cofactor 2 complex; nucleus. Gene Ontology annotation, molecular function: core promoter sequence-specific DNA binding; RNA polymerase II general transcription initiation factor activity; transcription corepressor activity. The record is from RefSeq and is a predicted model, not a curated record. Bases 1199 to 2377 code for a protein of 392 amino acids. Gene Ontology annotation, biological process: positive regulation of transcription by RNA polymerase II; negative regulation of transcription by RNA polymerase II; transcription by RNA polymerase II. Lineage: Eukaryota; Fungi; Ascomycota; Pezizomycetes; Pezizales; Tuberaceae. The transcript has 4 exons.